CAUUCGAUAACUGCCGUAGACCACAAACACUCCUGGAAUAUUCUUCUUCUUCUUCAUAUUUUCUCUCUGGAUCUUCUCUCUGAGAAUUUCAUACCAUGAAACUGGACCAAGAACUCAAACAAGAAGGUGGUAACGUGUGCAGAACGAUCAAGUUCGUUGAGCCACUUCGCACGCUAUCAACAAUGGCUACCGGGAAAGUUGAUGCUACCGGCGAAGUGCUAUAUCCUCCUCUUAACUUCUCCAUGGUCGAUUAUGGAAUCUACCGUUCUAGUUUCCCGGAUUCUGCCAACUUCUCGUUCCUUAAAUCCCUUGACCUCCGCUCUAUCGUAUAUCUGUGUCCUGAGGCAUAUCCGGAGCAUAAUCUGGAGUUCCUGAAGUCAAAUCGGAUUCAAUUGUUUCAUUUUGGUAUUGAAGGCACUAAGGAAAGCUUCUAUGAUAUUCCUGAAGAUACCAUUCGAGAAGCCUUAAAAGUUGUCCUUGAUGUAAGAAAUCAUCCUUUGUUGAUUCAUUGUAAAAGAGGAAAGCAUCGAACAGGGUGCCUUGUGGGAUGUUUAAGAAAAAUGCAAAAAUGGAGUCUACUUUCUAUUUUUGAUGAGUACCGAAGGUUUGCGGCUGCUAAAGCAAGAGUAUCGGAUCAAAAGUUUAUGGAGUUGUUUGAUGCGUCUAGCUUGAAUUUGAAGAGGUACGAGCAAAACACCGAGCAAAAAAAUAGCUAG
Molecule: messenger RNA, 716 nt
Organism: Lactuca virosa
Lineage: Eukaryota; Viridiplantae; Streptophyta; Magnoliopsida; Asterales; Asteraceae
Source: the annotation of a GenBank genome assembly